AUGACGGUGGUGAAGACCACAGCAGCAAGAACAACAACAAGGACUGGGACUGGGAGGAUGACAAGGACCAGGACUGCAAGGAGGAUGAUGAUGACAAGGAGGAGGGCCAGUGCUACUGGAAGUGCGUCAAGGUUUGUCACAAGAAGAACCGCCACACCACCUCAACGACCAGGAAGCACACCACCUCGACCACCAAGGACUGCCCCGAAGGAGACCACCUCUACGACCAGGAAGCACACCACGACCACUGAGGAGUGCCCCAAGGAGACCACCUCCACGACCAGGAAGCACACCACCUCGACCACCAAGGGCUGCCCCAAGGAGACCACCUCCACGACCAGGAAGCACUGUGAGAAGGAUGAGUACAAGCACUAA
Messenger RNA from Acanthamoeba castellanii str. Neff, 375 nucleotides. RefSeq lists its product as uncharacterized. The record is from RefSeq and is a predicted model, not a curated record. NCBI's taxonomy places the organism in Eukaryota, Discosea, Longamoebia, Acanthamoebidae. Bases 1 to 375 code for a protein of 124 amino acids. The transcript is spliced from 2 exons.